CUCAAAAAAUGUUUGAAAUACGCUCUUAAACAUAUAAAAAGCAAAACCGAUUGCCUCACAAUUUCUUUGGUAACACUCCGAAUUUAAAAGCAUACACUUUCCUUCACUUUUUCUAAUAGACUAAAUUUAACUUCCACCCAAUGACGUCAAAUCAACGCCAAUCUCAUCGAAUCACGCCAAACGGUUGCCUAGCAACCAAAUAACAAGUCUUCAUAACCAUCAGGCAAUAUCAGUGGCACAAAAUAACCCCCUGGAAUACCACGCGUUUGAAAAUAGAAUCGGAAUUCCAGAUUUAAAAAAGCCGUUCCGAUUACCAAUCGAGAAAGUGUUGUUUGAAUUUGUUAUCGAUGAGUCGUGAAGUUAAAAGAAUCGAUUUCGUUCAUGACCUUGUGGCGUAUUGAUUAGUAUUGUUCAGUAAGCUCCAACUCCUGAACCAUGGAUGACCGCACGGUGGACCUGAUCUUCAGCGGCUCAUUGAAGCUGCUGCCGCCGGUCAGCUCCAAGAUCGUGAGAAUCUUCACCAGCUCGACCUUCACAGAUACCACAAUGGAGAGAAACACUUUGAUGGCGAAAUGCUACCCUCGCAUCAAGGAUUACUGCCGCGAGAAACAUGGCUUGGAGUUUCAGGUGGUAGACAUGCGAUGGGGCGUCCGAGACGAGGCUACCGACGAUCAUAUGACCACGGAACUGUGUAUGAGGGAGAUCAAGAACUGCCAGCGACUCUCCAUGGGACCAAACUUCGUUGUGUUUCUUGGACAGAAAUAUGGUUAUAGGCCAAUCCCAACAUACGUGCUAUCCUCAGAGCUACAGAUGUUGAAGGACGAGUUGGUGGCAGGUGGCGUGGACACCAUCCUAUUAGACACCUGGUACAAGAAGGACUCGAAUGCUGUACCGCCUGUAUCGGUGCUGCAACCUAUCUCGUCAAUAUUGAUUAAUUUUAAUAAUAAGAGGGUACCAAAGCUCCAAGCGGAGGAUCAGGCGGUGUGGUGGGACACCCUCGGUAAGAUGCAGAAGCUGUUCCGGAAGGCGUCACUACAGCUGUACAACGCUGGCAAGAUCGAUAAGGACUGUAUGCAUAACUAUUUUAUGUCUGUAACCGAACGUGAAGUAAUAAACGGCGUGCUCAAUGUGAAGAACACCAAGAACCACUGCUUAGCCUACGUCCGGUACAUCAACAACAUCAACCUUCAGAACCUGAAGAAGGCCAGCAACUUCGUAGAUAUCAUCAACAGGAGCUUAGACUCUGAGGCUUCGAAGCUGUUGGCUGAUCUCCGGGAUGUUCGGCUACCGGAUAAGAUUGAGACCACUAAUAUACAGAAGUACACAGUAGAAUGGAUUGGUCGCGAAGGUCUUGACACGGAGACCCACGGCGAGUACCUCAGCCACUUCAUAUCUCACUUCUACAAGAAUAUCGUCAAACUUGUCGACAGAGCAAUGCGUAAAGAGGACAGCAGUGCUCAGGGUGUGAUUGUGACUGAGAUCCUCCAGCAUCUUCACGCCUGCAACAACUCUGUGAAGGUGUUCCACGGCAGAGAACCAGACCUCGACUUCAUUGAGGAUUAUAUGAAGAACAAAUCUGAUAAGCCGUUGGUUUUGUAUGGAGAAGGUGGCUGUGGAAAGACCAGUCUUCUGUCUAAAAGCGCAGCUAUGUCCUUAGACACUUGGUUUGCGGAUGUCCGUCCUACAAACAUCAUCAGGUUCCUGGGAACUACUCCUGACUCCAGCGCUCUCACGCCAACGCUCAUUUCUAUUUGUCAGCAGAUAUCCUACAACUUCGCGCUACCUUUCGAGGGUAUCCCAGAUGACCUGGUGCCAUUAACAGCGCACUUCAAGCACCUGCUAACGAUGGCGUCACAGCAGCAACCCCUCCUCCUCUUCCUGGACUCGGUGGACCAGCUCACUGGCAUCGGCACUGAGAAUAACAAGGUGUCCUGGUUGCCAACCAGGCUGCCGGAGCAUUGUAAGAUCAUAGUGACAUGUGCGUGUGAGGAAGCAAACCCAGAAGUGUCCAAGGAGUACGACGUGCUCCGGCGCAUGAUAGACUCAGAAGAGAACUUCCUAGAAGUGAAGGCUCUUGGAGAAGAUCUCGCCAUGCAGGUUUUGAAGUUAUGGAUGGCUUCUGCUGCACGUGAUUUAUCCAACUACCAGUGGCGUCUGGUAUCAAACGCUAUAGCAUCGUGCUCUCUGCCUAUAUUCGUCAAACUUGUCUUCGCUGAGGUCUGCAGAUGGAGAAGUUACACGAAGCCACAAGAUACACACUUAGCGUCAACUGUCAUGGACUCCAUCAUGAUGCUGUUCGAAAGAAUUGAAAAGCAGCACGGACGCCUUCUCGUGUUCCACGCUCUGGCCUACAUCACAGCAGCCCGCAGUGGUUUGUCGGAGACCGAACUCGAAGACUUGAUCUCCUUGGAUGACAAGGUGCUGGACGAUGUGUAUCAGUACCACUUGCCACCAGUCAGGAGAAUCCCACCACUGUUGUGGACUAGGAUUCGCAACGAUCUCCCGAACUACCUCUCCGAGCGCGAGGCUGACGGCGUCUCCGUGAUGAACUGGUAUCACCGACAGUUCCGCGACACAGCCCGGGAGCGGUACUUCAAGAACAUGAACAUGGCCAUGUACUUCCACUCUAUGAUUGCUGAUUAUUAUCUUGGUAUCUGGGGAGGAGGUACUCCAAAACCCUUCAAAUACACGGAGAUCCAGCGCCAUCGAUUCAACUUGGCUGACCGGGAGGGUGUGGCUGAUAGGAAGGUGCCUCUCCAGCCGCUAGUCUUCACGUCCGCUGAUGGUGCUAAUAAGAGAUACAAUUUGAGGAAGUUUGGCGAGCUCCCUUUCCAUUUGGUCCGGUCGAAACGCUUCACGGACUUGUAUGCAGAAGUUCUGUUUAACUAUGACUGGCUCCAUGCGAAACUCAACUGCUGUCCACUCCAAGCUGUACUAGCUGACUUUGAAGAUGCUAAACUGCAUGUCAAUAAGGAUGCAGUCAGAGAACUCAUGCUGGUAGCAGAUGCCUUACGUCUAGGAGGAGCUAUCCUCGGCACUUACUCCGAUAUGCUGGCGCCACAACUAGUCGGCAGGCUGCUACCCGAAGCUCCACACAACCCCGCAAUAUCCUCUCUGUUGAAGCAGUGCGUACAUAACGGGAAGACGCACUGCGCGCUGCUGCCGUCUCAUCAUUGUUUGCAUACUCCUGGUGGGCCGCUUAAGUAUUCUUUAGAAGGUCAUCAGUUCGCGGUCUUCGCCUUUAGACUGAGCUCCGACAAGCGCUACGUGGUCUCCAUAUCCAGCAGGGUCAUAUCCUGGGACCUGUCCACGUCUGACCUGGCGAGGGAUCUAUGUCCUCAACUCGAAGGCAUAAUGCAGAACCUGGAACUGUCUCCAGAUAAUAAGUGGGCUGCGGCUUCUACUAAUAAUUCUGUGUCGAUGCUGCUAAAUAUGCUGACCAGUGAAUACAUCACAAUUGAUAAUCCCCUCAAUGAAGGGGAGACAGUCCGCGGCGUGGCGGUGCUGAAUCACCACAUGGUGAUCUACGGGCCGCGCUCGUGGGUGCAGUACAGCAUGCGUGGCGAGCACGAGCAGACGCUGCCCGCGCCCGACACCGCGCCAUAUGAUGAUGUCACUUGGGAGAUACUAUCUAUAGAAUUCCGUGACCUUGAAAACUUUCUGCUGGUGAUGUGGAGCGGUGACCUCGACGAGGACAGACUGCUCGUCCAGUUCAGCAAGGAUGGUGAAUGGAUGCAGCCUCUGAGGUGCAGGGGAGCUCUCGCCAUGAACAAGCACUGGACCAGGAUAUAUUGUAGUGAUCCUGAGAGGGGCUAUCAGAUAACUAUCUUCGAACUGAACGUGGAAGAAAAAUGCUGGGUCAAAGUUGAAGAGCUGUAUCAUCAGGAGACCGACACAGCUGAAGCGAUGCUGCAGAUCAAACGGGGAAAGAAAGACCGCAUGCUGUUUGCGACUACCACAUACAGCUUCGUGGUUUGGGACUUCGAUGUUAAGAUACCUCGAAUUAAGCCUGAACCGGAGGUGAAAGAAGAUGAUGACAAAGCAGAAGGAGAUGAAGAGGAGGAGAAACCCGAAGAGCCAGAGAUCGACCACAGCGUGCACGGCAUCGUGCUGAAGCUGCCGCACACCAUCCGGAACAUCUCCACCAAGAUGACGCUCUCCAACUCCUUCAUGAUCAGCAAUAACAACACGUAUGCUGUUGCUGGAGUCAGGAAGAAUCUCUACGUCUGGAGCUUGGAGACCACGAAGCUCAUCAAAGUGUUAGACGCCCACUUCGGCAGGAUAGUCCAGCUGGAGCCGUUGACUGUCGGGUCCUGGAACAACGUGAUCACAUCCUCUAUUGAUCGAACUGUCAAGAUUUGGAACAUCGACAAUAUUUUUGAGCAAGUUCAUAAGAUUGAUCGGCAAGAGUUGCCGAUUGAUUCUAUUAGCUUAGCCCGAGACAAACAGCUAGCAGUGACAGUGACCCGCAGCUGCUGGGGUCUCUGGGACACCAGUAAUGGGAAGCUCCUCGCUCAACUGGCAGAAGCCCCCCUGGGAGCCAUCGUGACCCACGCUGUCAUUACCCCCAGUGGUGACAAUGUUGUAACUGCAGAGUCCGGGAAUGUUAUCAUCUGGGAUAUUGUUGAAAGACAGGCACUAUUCAAAGAAGAACAGAAGGUAAUAAAGCAAGUUCUUCUGCUUGAAGACGGCACUAAAUUCAUCACUAUAUCUAUUAAACCUGCUCCGGACAACGUCGAGAACGUUGCGAUGGCAAAUAUUGUUGCUAGGACAAUUCCUGAAGGAGAAAAGAUCUACACAGCGGAAUACGAGCUUCGAGGCACAGGGUACAAGGACGCCGUGGUGUCCGCUGACGAGCACCACAUCGUGGCGCCAGGAGUCGACAAGUCCUCCAGAGACUGUCUUCAUGUGUUCCAUGCGAGGACCGGGGCAAGGCUGCACAGGAUUCCUAUAAAGAACAGCGGUAUCAAAGACAUGCAGUCGAUAGUGGCUCUUCCACACAAACCCCUCUGGGUAGCAGUCGUGGGGAACGAUAAGGCUGGUAUUCUGGAUAUUAAGUCCAAGAGACACAUUAGAUUCGUUCCUCGUUGGAACGGCGCCUGCACGAAGGAUGGUAAGAUCGGUCUCUGUGCCCCUUCGCGAGGGGGUCUGGACCUGAUAGAGCUGAAGCGAGGAGCCUCAGUCCAGCAGCUGAUCUACAGAGCCGCGGAGGGAGUCUUCUCCAUCAUCACCAUGUUUAACUCGACUGAUGAGUAUGUGUUCUACUACCACAGUGGGAGGAAGACUUUGAGAGUAUUCAGGACAGUAGAUGGUCGUGCCAUAGCCGAGUACCGGGCACCAGCUGAAGUGACGGGCGUCGCCAGCGCACACGGUGGGAAGUCAGUAGCUAUAGCCUCCCAGGAUGGAUGCCUGACCAUGCUGGAUAUUGUGGAUCCAUUUGAGUAGGUUGUCUGCGAAUAGGGUAUUUGACCAACAAAUCCAGUUAGUCCGUAAGACAAGUUUUCCAAAAAACAUUUUAAAUUGAAUACGUAUGUUUAAUUUAUCACAUCAUUAAAAGGUUAAGAUAUUAAAAGCAUUGAAGAGCAGCAAUUUGUCUGAUGGACUAAAGAUUUGUUUUGUCAAAUACCCAUAGACAAGACUAGACCCGAAU
Messenger RNA from Trichoplusia ni (cabbage looper), 5650 nucleotides. RefSeq names its product NACHT and WD repeat domain-containing protein 2. The coding region runs from base 436 to 5445 and encodes 1669 amino acids. Gene Ontology annotation, molecular function: protein binding. The record is from RefSeq and is a predicted model, not a curated record. The transcript has 33 exons. NCBI's taxonomy places the organism in Eukaryota, Metazoa, Arthropoda, Insecta, Lepidoptera, Noctuidae.